AUGCGCAUGUUUGAUGUGCUCCAUAAGCUAGAUUCGCAGGACAAGCAAGCCAACCGAGGGCGUCGAACAGCCGCAACCGACAGGCAGCGGAGCUUGGCGGCACAGUCACAGACACGUGUCUAUCACAAGUGCUUGGAAAGUCGUAUAUUAUUGCAGCGGCCACUGCAAGCCGAUAUUCCGGAAAAUGCAGUGGAGAGGCAGUCGGCGGUGGAAGUCUGCAACGCACUUUUGGUGCAAUUGAUUCAUGCCCGACGCCAACUUGCACCAGACAAGUUUGCACGGGAUACCUCGAAUCUCGCAGAUAUUGAGACAAAAGUCAGUGCCGCUGAUCCUACAGAAUUCCACAACUCGUUGCAAUUAGAACACGAAGUGCUCGAAAACGAAUGGGAGACUGUGUUCAAUCGGCGUCACAAAGAUGUUCGUUUGCAGAACGGACAGGCAGCAGAGAAAUCAUUUCGUGUUGUAGAUGCUUCCUUUUGGCAGCAGGUUGUCUCGACGACGCAGUACGAAGAAUCGAAAGACAAGGAGUUUGACGAUUCCAAAGUCUAUCAACAUCUACUGAAGGACUUUUGUACGUCAUCUACCGCUAAUAUAUCCGGAAGUACUGCUCCGUUGAAAGCAAAGAGGUCGUCCAAGAGCACCAGAAAGCAAGUAGAUCGCAGGGCUAGCAAGGGACGCAAAGUUCGCUACACUGCCAUCCCCAAGCUUGUCAAUUUUACCUUUCCCUUGUCGCGACCCGAUACGGGUAGUUUGGACCAAGACGCCUGGUUUCAAAGUCUCCUUGGAGGCGUGGCACACCGAACCUAG
Phaeodactylum tricornutum CCAP 1055/1 is the source of this 807-nucleotide messenger RNA. RefSeq lists its product with no specific name. The record is from RefSeq and is a predicted model, not a curated record. The transcript has a single exon. Bases 1 to 807 code for a protein of 268 amino acids. NCBI's taxonomy places the organism in Eukaryota, Bacillariophyta, Bacillariophyceae, Surirellales, Neidiaceae. Gene Ontology annotation, cellular component: nucleolus; nucleus.